Nestor notabilis (Kea) is the source of this 4029-nucleotide messenger RNA. It is a transcript of the gene MYPN, whose product is annotated as myopalladin. Lineage: Eukaryota; Metazoa; Chordata; Aves; Psittaciformes; Psittacidae. The transcript is spliced from 21 exons. The record is from RefSeq and is a predicted model, not a curated record.
AUGCAAGACGACAGUUUAGAAUCCUCAACUUCAAUAACUCAGCUUCUGAGAGAAAGUUACUUAGCUGAAACUAAACAUCAAGGGAAGAGUGAAAGAAGCAGAUCAGAAACAGCUCCUCACAACUUCCACUAUGGCAACGCUUCCGGUGAUCUAGAUGAGGUAGCUGCCCAAGAUGACCUUCCAGAUCUCUCUGCCUUUUUGAGCCAAGAAGAACUAAAUGAAAGUGUAAACCUUGCAAGACAAGCUAUUGAUCAGAAUCCACUGGAAACUAAGCAGGAUGAGCUUCAGGCACAUUCACAGCAUCCCCCAGAUCUGCUGAAAAACACAGGAAAACACAAACAAAUGGCCCAUUCUCCAACUUUGAAAACAGCAGACAAUGGCCUGCACUCAAACUUUUGUGAGGACCAUGUCAGAAAUACAAAGGGCUCCAAGGGGAGCUCUCAAGAUCUAAAGCACCACCUCCCUUCUGAAUCGGAAUCAAAAAAGGAAUUCCUAAACAAGGCCGCAGAUUUUAUUCAGGAGCUCUCAUCACUUUUCAAAGCUCACAACUCUGAAAGAAUAAGACCCCGAACAUGCAAAAACUACAGGAGUAAGAAAGGUAGCUCUAGCCUAUCUAGCACAUCCGUAAACAGAGAAAGGCUUUCCAUUCCAGUACCUCAAGACUUGGAAAACAAAACAGAGAAAACACUUGAAGAAAUAGAUGAUCAACAGGAGGCAAACUGGGAAUCCAUCAGUCAAUUAACAAACGCAGAGCUCAAACCAGAGUCAGAAUCUACAUCUGUAUAUUCCGAUGAGCCUAUUGGACAACCACCACACUUUACUCAAAAAUUGAAGAGCAGGGAAGUUCCUGAAGGAACCAAAGUGCAAUUGGACUGCAUUGUGGUAGGGAUCCCAGCACCUGAAGUCAGGUGGUACUGUGAAGGGAAAGAAAACUCACCAGACAUUCAAAUUAUCCAGACAGGUGAUCAACACUCAUUGGUUAUUGUUGAAGCUUUUGAGGAGGAUACAGGACGUUACUCGUGCUUUGCUUCAAACAUCUAUGGAACAGACUCUACCUCUGCAGAGAUUUACAUAGAAGGAGUCUCUUCUUCUGAUUCUGAAGGUGAAAUAAUUAAAGACGAAAUGGAUCAGUAAGUUGAAAAUCAAUUACAUCUUCCAUAUCUCUUACAAUUUAGAAAUCCCACAAGCACAGACAUUUCACCUGUGUCUGUACCUAAGGAGCAGCUGCUGCUAGCUCAGCCAGCGGUGGGAAUCUGUGCAAUCCAGCAGGCUCAAAGCCCCACUAACUAUUUGCAAGGACUUGAUGGAAGACCUAUAAUUGCUGCUCCUGUAUUUACAAAGAUGUUACAGGAUAUUUCAGCUUCUGAGGGGCAGCUUGUGGUCUUUGAAUGUCGGGUGAAAGGAGCUCCUUCCCCAAAGGUUGAAUGGUAUAGAGAAGGAACACUGAUAGAAGAUUCUCCAGAUUUUAGGAUAUUACAGAAAAAACCAAGAUCUAUGGCUGAACCAGAGGAAAUUUGUACUCUUGUUAUCGCUGAAGUAUUUUCAGAAGAUUCUGGCAGUUUUACCUGUACUGCAAGCAAUAAAUACGGCACAGUAUCUAGUAUAGCUCAUCUAACUGUCAAAGCAUCUGAAGACAGUAGUAAUGCUGCUACCCUUCACACAAUGAGCUCAAUCAACUUAAUUGCUGCUGAACAUCAACCUCCCCCAUGUACUCCUUCCCAUCGUGUAGUAAAUCAAACCCCAAAACCUAAACUUGAAGGUGUUCUUGUGAACCACAAUGAACCCAGAUCAAGUUCCAAGAUAGGUCUCAGGGUGCACUUCAAGCUGCCUGAAGAUGAUAAAGGAAGUGAAUCAUCAUCAGAAGAUGGACCUGGUGCUACAAACCAAAACAGACCCAACUAUUUCCAAGAGACGAUAAAUGGACAGACAAUGAAAAUACCAGAGCCAACAUCGCCAUCCAAGGAACCCCCUCCAGUACUGGCUAAACCAAAGCUUGAUCAGACCCAGUUAAAACAGCUCCACAACCAGGUCUUGCUUGAACAACAGCAGGUGCACCAGACAUCUACAAGAGAGUUGUCAUUUAACUCAGCUUUACUGAAUUCUGCUACUUCACUUCAUCAACAGUCAACCUCGACUACAUACAAGCAAAGCAAUGCUUCUGCUUCUCAACCUUACAGCUCUACCCGACCUAAGCAACUCCCACCACCACAAACCACACCACCUACCAGCUCCUCUUCUAGCUUCUUAGUUACAACAUUCAGCAACAUCCCUCAAGGAACUCAAAGAACAAAUAACAAAGAAAAUUUUACAGGCAAUCCUCCACCUGUCCAAUCAAGGUCUUCAGGAGGGUUUACAAGCAAAACUGAACAGUCUCUACCAAGCCCUAAAGAAUCCAUGGUGCCUCCAUUAAUUCUUUCUACAUCUAGUGUAAAACAGUUUCAGCCACAAAGUGUGACUCCUGCUCCCAUCUCCCCAACUGGCCGGAUUCAGAAUCCUGUAGCUUUCCUCAGUGCUGUUCUUCCUUCACUUCCUACUGUGCCAUCAACCAAUGCUAUGGGACUGCCCAGAUCUACACCAACCACCCCAACCCAGGGAUUAAUAAAGAAAAAUCUGAAGCCUCUGCCAUUAGCAACAGAUGAUUCUAUUCGGGAAAGUAAAGCUGCACUUGUGAAGGACCUGGAAAGAAAACUCCAUUUCAGAGAGGAUGUUAAUCAACAAAGUAGUCAGCAGGAAUACAGGAUUUCAAGUUUUGAGCAGAGGCUGAUGAACGAAAUAGAAUUUCGCCUUGAACGUACCCCGGUGGAUGAAUCAGAUGAUGAAGUCCAACACGAGGAAAUCCCUACAGGCAAAUACAUAGCACCAAUAUUUGAUAAGAGACUUAAGCACUUCCGGGUAAUGGAAGGAUCUCCGAUUACAUUCACUUGCAAAAUAGUUGGAAUACCUGUUCCCAAGGUAUACUGGUUCAAGGACGGCAAGCAGAUUUCAAAGAAAAACACGCAUUUCAAAAUGAACAGAGAAGAAGAUGGAACAUGUUCUUUACAUAUUGAAGCUGCCACUAAUGACGAUGAUGGCAACUAUACAAUUAUGGCUGCAAACCCACAAGGGAGAAUCAGUUGUUCAGGCCACCUGAUGGUACAGAGUAUCCCUGUUCGGGGCCGAGUAUCAACAGUUCAGCCUCACAGAACACGAUCCCGGGUGCCAGAAGGAGACAAAGAGGCAGUUCAAGAACGCUUUUUCAGGCCAUACUUUCUACAGGCUCCAGGUGACAUGGUAGCACAUGAAGGGCGACUUUGUAGGUUGGAUUGUAAGGUGAGUGGAUUACCAACUCCAGACCUGACGUGGCUCCUAAACGGCAAACCUGUGCUACCAGACGGCACCCAUAAGAUGCUGGUCAGAGAGACUGGAGUACACUCUCUGCUUAUUGAUCCUCUCUCACAAAAUGAUGCUGGAACUUAUACUUGCCUUGCCACUAAUAAAACAGGACAAAAUUCAUUUAGUCUGGAGCUCACUGUUGUAGCAAAGGAAGUGAAAAAAGCCCCCAUGUUUUUGGAGAAGCUUCAGAACUGUGGUAUUCCUGAAGGGUACCCUGUCAGAUUAGAGUGCAGAGUUGUGGGAAUGCCACCCCCCAUAUUUUACUGGAAGAAGGAUAAUGAGACCAUCCCGUCAAACAGAGAGAGGAUGAGCAUGCAUCAAGAUACAACAGGCUAUGUCUGCCUCCUCAUUCAACCUGCCAAGAAAGCAGAUGCUGGCUGGUAUACCUUGUCUGCAAAAAAUGAAGCUGGUAUUGUCUCUUGUACUGCUAGACUUGACAUAUACGCUCAGUGGCAUCGUCAGAUUCCACAACCAAUAAAGCUUCGAUCUGGUGGCAGCCGGUAUGCAAGCCUUACUGGUCAAGGACUUGACAUUUUUUCUGCCUUCCCAACUACUGAAAGCCCUAUGCUGUUUUCAUCACCAACCCAAAAGGUGGUGGAGAGUGAAGAACUUUGAAAAACAAUUGUUCCAGUUACACCCGCAGAGAUACUAGAACUG